AUGCGUCAUGUAAUCGAGCAAUCGGAUUAUGUCGACGACUGCUUUCAUCAGAUAAGACUAUUCAUGCGUCAUGUAAUCGAGCAAUCGGAUUUUGUCGACGACUGCUUUCAUCAGGUUAUGAAGCUUCUGAUUGAGAUACUUAAGAAUUCCGGUUUCCAGCCUACACCUUUUGCACGCUCAGAAUUUUUGCUCUACAAUGUGAGCAAUGACUACACAAAAAAUGGCUCUAUAGUUGAUCAGAAAACCCAGUACAUAGAAGAUUCAAUAGAAGACGAUUCCGAUGGUUCUUGGGUUACGAUAACGUUUGUCUCACGUUCGACAUCGCCCGUAACAGCUCCUCCGCCGUCACCAGUACUACCAGCAAAUCCAGAACCGAUAGAAGCUGUGCUGGAGCUACCAGCUCCUGAGCCGGAGGUGGUUCUGCCACCCCCUACACACCCUUUGUAUAUCACUGAGAAAUCAGUGAUCAUAGAGUGA
Molecule: messenger RNA, 477 nt
Organism: Strongylus vulgaris
Lineage: Eukaryota; Metazoa; Nematoda; Chromadorea; Rhabditida; Strongylidae
Source: the annotation of a GenBank genome assembly